Messenger RNA from Rotaria sp. Silwood2, 1767 nucleotides. NCBI's taxonomy places the organism in Eukaryota, Metazoa, Rotifera, Eurotatoria, Philodinida, Philodinidae. The record is from the annotation of a GenBank genome assembly.
AUGUCUCAAUUCAAAAUAUUUAUUAACAAUAAAAAAUCAUAUCGCUUCAUCUUAACUGUUGGUAUAUUCGUUGCUUUUUCUUUGGCUACAACAAUAGCACUAUUAAUUUGGUAUCUUUUAACACCUGUGUAUUUGAAUUAUAAAAUCAAUCAAACGAAUUUUAUUUGUCCACCACAUCCAUGUCCAUCAACAACUAAAACAAGCACAAGUUCUACACUGAGUAGUAAGAGUAAGUUAUUUUUACUUUAUUUUUUGGCAUUGAUCGAUUCGUUAAUAGCAAGUACGAUAUUGACUACAUCAAUAAGUACCAUGCAAACAUCAAUAUCAACAAUAUCAAGUUCAUCAACAGAACCGACCAUAAGCAAAAAACAUACAUAUAAAGAAUCAUGUGUUCAAUUAUACGAUUGUUAUACUGAAUAUGGAUUGUUAUGUGAAUAUGGAUGGAAUGAAAAUAAAAGUUGUCUAUGUGAAGGAUCUCAUUAUUGGUCAGUUCAACAAAAUAAAUGUCUUCGUAAAGGUGAAAUUAAUGAUUCAUGUGAUAUUGAUCAUCAAUGCCAUCGAGAAAUUGGUCUUGUAUGUGAUAAACCACCUGGUGUUUCGAAAAAAAUAUGUGUAAAUCGUUUCUGUUGUUUUUUUUUUGUUAUUUCAUUGUCUUUGAAUCAAAAUCUAUUAAUUGCUAACUUAGGUCAAACAACUGUUCGUCGUAUUGUUGAUUGUAUUAAUGAGAAUUAUGCAACAAAAUGUCUCGUUCUUGGUACUAAUAAUAUCUAUCAUAUGGUUACAGUAAGAUCAAUUACUGAAAAAGAACUUUCAUUUGAUUGGUUUCUUAUCGAUAAUCGAGUUUUAGAAGAAUUACCACAGCUUAGUUGUACUUUCAAUAACGACACCGAAUAUUGUUUUGGUUUAAGUAUUCAAGAUACUCAACAUUCUCUUAAACUUGCUCAAUUUACACAAAAAGGGUUUCAUAGUAUAGAAAAUAUAGGUGGUACAAAUCGAGGUACUGCAUUUGGUUUAACUAAUAUAAAUAAUGUUGCUGUGUAUGUUCGUAAUUCUCAAAAUAUACUUUAUCGUCGAAUAAUUGCUGAUGAUGAAAUAUUAUCAGCACAUAAUAUUGCAUCAUCUUUAUCAGGUGAUCCAAUGUGUUAUAUUUAUGAAUUAUUGACUAGUCGACAAAUUUAUUGUUUUGCUCGAAAUUCAGCAUAUGUUCUUACAGAAUAUGUUGAAUUAUCAAAAGAUACAUGGCAAACAACUCAAUUGGGUAAUCCAACUGAUCGAAUACGUGAUGAAACAGCACCUGUUUGUAGUUAUGUUGGACAUAUACAUCGAUACUGUUUUGUUAUAUUUGAAAAUGGACAAAUUUAUCGAAUUCUUUCGAAAUCGGGUGUAUGGAGUACAUGGCAAUCUAUUGGUCGAGAACAACGACAUCAAUUUAUUAGUCAACCUGCUUUUAUAACAUCGAAGCCAUUAAAUCAAUCAAGUCCUGAUCAAACAUGUUAUUUGUUAGCAAUUGAUACAAAUAAUAAUUUACAAUUAUCGACAAAUUUAAAUUGUGCUGUAUUAGACAAUUUUAGUGAAUGGAUACCGAUAUCACCUAAUUUAAAAUUCAAACAAUUUGAUAAAACAUUUCGAUUACGUGAUGGUAAUAUUGGUGUAUUAGGCAUUGAUGGUCAAAAUCGACCUUAUUAUAUAUUUCUUGAUCCAAAAACUAAUCGUUUUACAUCACCGCGUCCAGCAUUUACAGUGAAAUCAGAACAAUUUCGUCCUUAA